This is a messenger RNA of Mytilus trossulus (common blue mussel), 1579 nucleotides long. RefSeq lists its product as uncharacterized. The transcript is spliced from 2 exons. The record is from RefSeq and is a predicted model, not a curated record. Bases 102 to 611 code for a protein of 169 amino acids. Lineage: Eukaryota; Metazoa; Mollusca; Bivalvia; Mytilida; Mytilidae.
AAUAGAUGGCAAUUAUAUAGCAUUAGUUUGUAUCAUUACAUAUUUCAUUGAUAUUAUAGGCUCCCGGUAGAUUAAGUAGUGAGGAACAGAAUUACGUCAGAAUGUCAAAGAUAGUUCUAGAGGUAUUAUCAGGCGUUUUAUACGAUCGCUUAUUCUUAGAUACAAAGACUGGAGAAAUACUUGAUCGUAAAAAGUUGGACAUAACAGAAAUGUGUAAGAAAUAUUGUGCUUUAAAAAUAAACUCUCCAAGUAAAGGCUUUAGGAAAAUAGAAGAGGUUGACCAGAUUUCUACCAAUGAAGAUGCUAUUGGUGACGACAUUCAACGGAUACGUGUGAUCAGAAAUGAAAUGCAGCAUUCUUCUGUCUUUGCAUUAGAUGACACACGAUACCAAACACUAAUCACUAUAGUUCAUGAUAUGCUAACUAGAUUUGAUCAGCGUAACAAUCCAGCAGGUGAAUCCUACGUAAAACGAUUAGACGAAAUCAGGAAAAUGGAAUUAGAGACAAGGAGUUUUGAAGACAUAAAAGAACGAAUGAAAGCAGGAUUGAUAGAAAAGAUUCAUGCAGUUGUCGAUAGUGUGGUAUCUGAUGCUUUGAACGAUAUGUGUUAACUCAUUUUUGUAUUCACCAUUUGCGGUCAAUGGGAUAAAUAUUGAAUAUGUGAAAAAUUCGCAUAUUAGAAAAGUGUAAUGAACUACUCAAACUAUAAUUUACUAAUUAAAUUGACAAAAAAGUCAAUGGUAAACAAUAAAUAUAAACAAGAAGAUGCGGUUUGAAAACUCUCCAUUCGAGUCCCAAUGUAAUAAAAGUUAACAAUAGGUCAAAGUACGAAGCCGCGGCGCACACCAAUCAGCAAACUAUAAAUUCUAGCGUAAAACCAUUCAUACAGGACGACCGAUGUCUUAUUACAGAGACACACAUAUGAACCAAACCAACAAACCACAUCUGUGGAAUAAUAGGUUACUGACCUAGGACAAGCGCAUACAAAUGCAGAAUGUGUUUGAUAUAUUAACUAGUAUUUCAAGAUAAGUUAAAACAUAGCUGUUAAUCAUAAAGCUAAAUCAUCAAUAUGUUUUAUCAUUAAAAAAAAGCUUCGUGUCGAAAGUUGUGAAAUCAAGGUAACAUUUUUAGAACAGUUCAUAAAAGAAUGAGUGUCUAGCUGGCUAGUUUUUUUCAUUUUCAUAAGGUGAGCGUACUGAUAUAAUACCAGUUAGACACCAUUUGAAGCAAUAAUUUCAAUGUCCAACAUUCUUAACAUAUUGACCAAAUUACUUAUUAACUUCAGUUUUACAUAUUUAAUCAAUCAAUCAAUCAAAAUUGUGUCAUUUCAACGCAAAGUAAUCAAUAUUCUUUGCGUUGAAAUGACACAAUGUUGAUUGAUUGAAUGAUUGAUUGUUAAUUACUAAACGUACUGUGGCAAAUGUUUCAUGAAUGUUCAGGACAAAAACAAAAUAACAAUGAAUACCACCACAGCUCCUGUAAUAUAAGCCGUCUGGGAUUAAGGGCAGUGAAAUUUACCUGUAUAGGUGUGUAUGAUCCUGGUAAAGAUGGUUUAUGAACAAUAACAUAACAAUUUAUU